AUUCUAGGGUUUCUUUCACUUCUCAGUCCCGUCUUCCUUCCUUCUCAAUUUCCGUCUUCCUUCUCCUAAAUUACAGGUUCUGCAGUAAAUUUGCAAUUUUUUUUUGUUUUUGUUUUGCUGUCUUACAUUGUCGGAAGAUUCUGCUUGAAGAUUUAUGACAUGGUGAAGGGAAAGCUUAUUUUAAUUUGUCAGUCUGGUGGUGAAUUUGUGAAUGAUGUCGAUGGGAACUUGUCAUAUAAAGGAGGAGAGGCAAAUGCUGUCAAUAUAAACCAAGAUACUCCAUAUGAUGAUCUCAAGAUAAAAUUGGCAGAGCUGUGUAAUCUGGAGCUUACGACAGUGUCAAUUAAGUAUUUUCUUCCAAAAAAUAGGAAAACUCUCAUUAAUUUAAGGAGUGAAAAGGACUUCAAGAGAAUGGUUGAGUUUCAUGCUAAUUCUGUUACAGCUGAGAUUUUUGUCAGCGGGAAGGAAGGUUUUGAUCACGAUGCAUUGAAAACGUACACUGAGAGGACAAUUGGCUUAAAACUGGCUGAGAACGUAAAUCAUCAUGGCACACCUGCAGGUGCUACUGAUUCUGGUGGUCUGAGUACAACACCUUCUAAGGCUUCCCUGCUAAGGACUGUUCGAACAGCUGCUGUCUCUCCUAUAGCUAUUCAAAGCGAUUGUCUGAUCGAUGUACAUAUCAGCUGCCAAGAACCUGCUAUUAAUAUGGCAGCUGAAAGCCUCAGUCAUGCCACUACUUCGUCAAACCCUUCUUCUGGCCAUGUUGCUGAGGAUGAUUCUGACUAUACUCCACGUUCACGUGCUGCUGUUAGUAGUACUGCCCAGAGCCCAAUUAGCUUUGACUACGAUGCUACCCCUGCUGAUACCGUGAAGAAGCGCAGGCGCACUGCUUCCUGGAAAAUUGGUGCCAAUGGUCCAACCAUUGUUGUGACUGAUAGUGAUUCUAAGGAGAAGUUGCGAAAGAAGAAGAGUCGAAGUUCAACUGGCGUAAUGGUGGGAAAUGACAUGGUGGAGGAUGAAGAUGGUGUUGAAUUACCUGAUAGUUUUGACAGUUCCUCUCCAAUUACUUUGCGUGAUGAAGAUCUGCCAGAGAAGCUAGUUGCCACUUGGAAAGAAGGUAUUACUGGUGUUGAUCAGGAUUUUAAGAGUGUGAAAGAGUUCCGGGCUGCACUGCAAAAGUAUGCUGUUGCUCAUCGCUUUGUCUACAAGUUGAAGAAAAAUGAUGCUACCCGUGUAAGUGGCAGAUGUGUGGUAGAGGGUUGUUCUUGGAAAAUUCAUGCAUCUAGGGUCCCUGAUGCUCAAACAUUUAGGAUCAGAAAGUAUAAUGAUUUGCAUACAUGUGAAGGCAAAUCCUGGAAGUCUUCUCAUCGUACAAGGAAUUGGUUGGUAAGUAUCAUCAAGGAAAGGUUACGAGAUUCUCCAAAUGACAAACCCAGGGAAAUCGCUAAAAGCAUUUUGCGUGAUUUUGGGAUUAAAUUGAGAUACUCACAAGUAUGGCGAGGGAUGGAAGAUGCCAGGGAGCAGCUUCAAGGUUCGUACUCAAAGUCAUAUAACAGGCUGCCUUGGUUUUGCGAAAAGGUAGUAAAUACUAAUCCUGGAACUGUUGUUAAGCUUGUGCUAGACGGUGAGAAAAGACUUCAGCGCUUCUUUUUCUCACUUCAUGCCUCCAUACAUGGUUUCAAGCACGGUUGCCGACCCCUUAUUUUCCUUGAAGCUACAUCUCUAAGAUCUAAGUACAAGGAGACUUUAAUAACAGCAACUGCGGUUGAUGCAGAUGAUUGUUUCUUUCCUGUUGCUUUUGCAGUAAUAGAUAUUGAAAAUGAUGAUAGUUGGCGUUGGUUUUUGGAGCAACUAAAAUCUGCAUUAUCAACUUCUCAUUCUAUAACUUUUAUUUCAGAUCGAGAGAAGAAUUUAAAGAACUCUGUGCUUGAGGUGUUCGAGAAUUCUUCUCAUGGCUAUUCUAUUUUUCAUCUUUUGGAAAGCUUCAAGAGAAAUACGAAGGGUCCAUUCCAUGGUGAUGGGAGAGCUGUUUUACCUGAAAUUUUCCUUGCUGCAGCUCAUGCAGUCCGACUUAAUGGUUUUAAAAGUUUGACUGAGCAAAUUAAACAGAUUUGUUCACACGCAUAUGAUUGGUUGAACCAGAUUGAGCCCGAGUGUUGGACGAGUUUGUCAUUUAAAGGUCAGCACUAUAAUUAUAUCACAGAGAAUGUUGCAGAACCAUACUCCAAGUUGAUUGAGGAUUCUCGAGGAUCAACAAUAAUGCAAAAGAUAGAAGCCUUAAUAUGUAUGCUCAGUGAUCUAAUAGAUCAUCGUAAAUUGGAGUCAAGUACUUGGUCCACCAAACUUACUCCAUCAAAAGAGAAAAAGAUACAGAAAGAAGCUGCUAAAGCCCAUGGUCUAAAGGUUCUAAUCUCUUCUGAUGUCUUAUUUGAAGUUCAUGAUGAGAUGACCCACGUUGUGAAUAUUGAAAACCGUGAGUGCACGUGCUUUGAGUGGAAACAAAGUGGUCUGCCUUGCUGCCACGCGGUGGCUGUGUUCAACUCUAUUGGUAAAUGUGUGUAUGAUUACUGCUCGAGUUACUUCACGGUUGAAAGUUACCAUUUUACAUAUUCUGCAUCUGUAAAUCCGAUACCUGGGAUUGGAACACCAGUUGAAGAAGAUGGCGAGUCAGAUACUGCAGAUGUGCUACCCCCUUGCCCUCCAGAAUCGCCAAUAGAGGAAAAACCAGAGGAGACCAAAACUAUAGACCCAGAUAAGAGGACAGUAACUUGCAGCAAGUGCAAGGAACCUGGACAUAAUAAAGCUUCAUGCAAGGCCACUUUAUAGGUCCUUUGCUCUUCCCAUUGUUUGCAUCUUGUACAGCUCUUAUAGUUACAUGGUAGUGACUUGUGAUGUAUUGCUCAUCGUCGCUCUCUGCAUUUCUACAGUAACAUUAUUGAUUUAUUUUCAUUUGAGAAAACAUAAUUUCUGGGUUUUGAACUCAGAAAAGCAAGGUGUAAGAUAAGAUGAUG
Messenger RNA from Solanum verrucosum, 3011 nucleotides. RefSeq lists its product as uncharacterized. The record is from RefSeq and is a predicted model, not a curated record. Lineage: Eukaryota; Viridiplantae; Streptophyta; Magnoliopsida; Solanales; Solanaceae. Gene Ontology annotation, molecular function: protein binding; zinc ion binding. The transcript is spliced from 4 exons. The coding region runs from base 160 to 2826 and encodes 888 amino acids.